AUGAGGGCCAAUGAGAGAGCAGAGAAAGAUAACAUCGAAGGCAUCACCAAGCCAGCCAUCAGACGUCUUGCUUUACGAGGAGAUGUCAAGCGUAUCAGUGGACUGAUCUACGAAGAGACCCGAGGAGUGCUCAAGAACAGCUUGGAGAGCGUGAACAGGGAUGUUGUAACCUACAUCGAGCAUGCCAAGAGGAAGACAGUUGUAACCAUGGACAUCGUCUACGCCCUCAAGAGACAAGGCAAGACCUUGAGACAGAGAUACGUUGCGACCGGGUCUGCAUUUGCUUACUUGGACAACCUCUACUCUGUCGUUAUUGUUGGACCUACCAAGAGUAACCCGACGGAAGAGGGUCUAGAGGGAAGGAGAAAGUGCCCAGAAGGACGAAGAGGGUGCAAGAAGGAGGGCUAA
Symsagittifera roscoffensis is the source of this 408-nucleotide messenger RNA. RefSeq names its product histone H4-like. Gene Ontology annotation, biological process: nucleosome assembly. Bases 1 to 408 code for a protein of 135 amino acids. Lineage: Eukaryota; Metazoa; Xenacoelomorpha; Acoela; Convolutidae. The record is from RefSeq and is a predicted model, not a curated record. The transcript has 3 exons. Gene Ontology annotation, molecular function: structural constituent of chromatin; protein heterodimerization activity; DNA binding.